This is a messenger RNA of Racocetra persica, 361 nucleotides long. The record is from the annotation of a GenBank genome assembly. NCBI's taxonomy places the organism in Eukaryota, Fungi, Glomeromycota, Glomeromycetes, Diversisporales, Gigasporaceae.
GACCAAACGAUAAAGGCCAGGAUAUUAUUAUUGAAAUUUGUAGAUAUAAAGGCGUUAUCCAAUGCAAAGCUUGCUCGUAAAGAAGUUGAUGAAUUUAGAUCAGUGGUGGGUGAUGGCGGAUUUGAUUUUGGGGUUGUUGUUGGUGUUUUAGAAGAAAAAAUUUCGGAUGAGGCUUAUACCUCGGCUGAAAAAUCAGAACAUGAUAUUAUCGUCACAACUUAUAGAAAUAUGUGCCGAAAUAUCAAAAACUUAAUCGCUGGUCGAUUAAUUCAAGAAUUUCGUGCCUUAGAAGAUAGACGUAGGUUCUUAGAAGAUAGACGUAGAUUUUUAGAAGUUAGACAUAGAUUCUUAGAAGAUAUAU